Molecule: messenger RNA, 1417 nt
Organism: Carassius auratus (goldfish)
Lineage: Eukaryota; Metazoa; Chordata; Actinopteri; Cypriniformes; Cyprinidae
Product: transmembrane protein 271-like
Exons: 1
Coding region: 400-1188 (262 amino acids)
Source: RefSeq, a predicted model, not a curated record
GACACAUUCAGUAGUUGGUAAGUGAGACCAGUAGGGGGUAGGAUCGUUUUCCCCUGAUCUCCAGCCUCCAGCAGCCCAAGUUCGGUCUCAGUGCUGCAUGAACGCACGGCGAGAGGGGGAGGACACUUCCCCUCUCCAGCAUCAAACGCGAGGGAUGCGCUUCAUCGCCUUAGGGGACUGGAUGGAUGGAGCGACAGGGUCAUGAAGGUGACCGCAACCUCUGGGUUGGAUUUAGGGGGCCGUUUCCGCAGAAGGAGCCUAUCCAUAAUUAAUAAGAACGAGUCGGAGAUCCUAGAACCGAAGCGCAACCACCGGCGAGUCAUGUCACCAACUGACAGCGCUUCCAGAGGAGCUGACGAGGAGGACAAAGGAGGAUGAAGGAGGCAGAGGAGGAUUAUAAUGAAGCUGAGUGGCAAAGGACUGUGCACCAUCGUCUCCAGCAGUCUGCUCUUCGUGUGCGCCGUGAGCGCCGUGGUCGUGGGAUUCAAAUGCAUCGCGUUGGGCUCCAGUGUGCAAGCGCACUUCCACCUGGCCACCGCGGCCGGCGCGUUUUACUCGGGCAUCCUGGUGACUCUCGGGCAGGUCCUGAUUGGGGUGGCGCUGGUCUUUUGCCGGGGCAAUCCCAGGUGUGCGAAUUUCUUUCUCUUUGGGAUCUUAGUGUUUCUUUUGGGGGUCCUGACGGCGUUCUCCGGUGCGGUGGUGGAUGGCGACACGGUGUCGCUGGUGGAGAGGAAGUACGCGCACUAUUGCCAGAACUCUGUGGAUGUAAACCCUGCGUGCGACCGGCUCAAAGUGUACCAGCGGGGUCUGGUGGUCUCCACUAUUCUUAACACUCUGGAGUGCCUCCUGGGGCUGAUGAACCUUGUUAUCAUCAAGCGUUACCAAACGGCGCAGUUUCACCGGAGACGCCGGACGCAGAGGCAGAGCGCGCGGAUCGUGCUGAACGAGGAGCGCGACUUCGCGGUCACGGAGUUCCAGCCGGUGUCCUACAUCAAUUUAGCGGUGUUUAGCGCGUUGGAGGGUGCAGACGGGGAGGUGCACAGCCGGGGCCACCCGUCCAUGGAGCUGCCGGGCUAUUCGCCCGCCAAUCCGGAGCUUAAUCACACGUACCCGUUUUCUUACCCGCUUCACAACGAGUUGCCACCUGCCUACGAGGACAUAUUCCCUGGAGAAGCGAGCAGCGAAUAGCAAAGAAGAGGAACCGAGUUGCAGUUUUGCAGUGACAAUCACGCAUUCGGCACGCUGAACUUGGAAUCGACACGAUUAUUUCUAUAUCACGGUGACCAGCUGUUGCCUAAAUGUACUUUUGAAUUCAGUGGAGGUUACAGCCAGCGCUCUGAACAAACCCUACACUUGUUCAUAAACUACGAACCCAUGAGAAGGUAAACGUACUGAAAGGAUUGAAUAUACAUGCAAU